This is a messenger RNA of Megalobrama amblycephala (Wuchang bream), 8365 nucleotides long. RefSeq names its product matrix metallopeptidase 15b (gene mmp15b). The coding region runs from base 831 to 2807 and encodes 658 amino acids. Gene Ontology annotation, molecular function: zinc ion binding; metalloendopeptidase activity. Gene Ontology annotation, cellular component: extracellular matrix. NCBI's taxonomy places the organism in Eukaryota, Metazoa, Chordata, Actinopteri, Cypriniformes, Xenocyprididae. Gene Ontology annotation, biological process: collagen catabolic process; proteolysis; extracellular matrix organization. The record is from RefSeq and is a predicted model, not a curated record. The transcript is spliced from 10 exons.
GGAUAAAUGUCCAGACUGGAGGUGGCACUGGCUACUUUACUGAUGUCCGUCCCGCCGUGCCCCUCCUCCAGCUUUACAAGGCAGCGUGACACGCCGCAGGAUUCGGCACAAAGUCCGAGUCACUCACUGCACACAUGAGGCGCGUCACAAGCCACCAGCGAGCACGCGGCGGAAACGAAGUGGAAGCCGUCCAAGAAAACUGAGAGAAACCGUGGAUUUUACCGAGAAGAAACCAUCAUAUUAAAUCUUUACAAGCAGGGCGGUGAUCCAAGGCAGGUGUCAGAGAGUGUUGCCGUCAUCUGCUAACAAUUUGAGCGCUCUUGUAUUGUGGUUGCUGCGCGACGACCGACGGCAUCGUUCACGAGCGCGUUUCUGUCCCACUACAAUCACACCAGCCAGUAUUCAUGCUUCGUUUACAGAGUCAUACCACAAGAGGAAAUUGCAACGUAAGUUUGCACAGUGCCUGCUUUGAAGUAGGUUGUAGCUGUAAUUAAUUUUACAGCCACCACGUGAGUGGGAUGAAACGAGCAUUAAGUGGGCACACCCGCGGGAUAUGAUACCUAACACACUCAGAAACUUCAGCCAGAUCAUCGGACCUUAUUGACUGCUUGUGCAACGCCUGGGAUUGGCGUUUAAACCCCACUGAAUGAUCAUUGCACUCGAGAACCGUGCGCUUCUGGAGAAAGGACACGCGAAACUAGAAGCGCGCUCACAAUUAUGAUGUUUUUAAUCUGAGUGCAUUGGACUUUUUGUGUGUUUUUAAGUUACAGACAGUUUUAUUUAAACUCUUUUAAAGAGUUAAAGCUGCUGAACCCACAUCACUGAUCCUGAUGAGAAUGAUGGCAGUAUUAUGGGAUGACCCGUUCUCGUUGCUGUGGAGACGGACUCUAAUUUAUUCUCUUCUGGUGCUCUUGAUGAGUGGAGCGCGCACCUUUGGAGAUGAAACCUUUAAUGGAGAGUCAUGGCUGCGGAUGUACGGCUACCUCCCGCAGGCCAGCAGGCAGAUGUCCACCAUGCGCUCGGCUCAAAUCCUGUCGAACGCCAUCAGCGACAUGCAGCGCUUUUACGGGCUGGAGAUCACUGGAGAGAUGGACCCCGUCACCAUCGAGGCCAUGAAGAGACCCCGCUGUGGCGUCCCUGACAAGUUUGGGGGUCAAAUCAAGACCAAUGUACGACGGAAACGUUAUGCCCUCACUGGCCACAAGUGGGACAAGACCCACAUAACUUUCAGUAUUCAGAACUACACGCCUAAGAUCGGGGAGUACAACUCGUUCGAGGCCAUCCGAAGGGCCUUCAAAGUGUGGGAGAAGGUGACGCCACUGACAUUUGAUGAGAUUCCUUUCUAUGAGGUCAAAUACGGCCGUCGGAAGGAACCUGAUAUUAUGAUCUUCUUCGCAUCUGGAUUCCAUGGAGACAGUUCACCUUUUGACGGAGAGGGGGGUUUCCUGGCACAUGCUUACUUCCCUGGUCCCGGGAUGGGUGGAGAUACUCACUUCGACUCAGACGAGCCGUGGACCAUUGGCUCACAAAACCUACAAGGUAAUGAUCUGUUCCUGGUAGCCGUACAUGAGCUGGGCCAUGCCCUCGGACUGGAACACUCCAAUAAUCCUUUGGCUAUUAUGGCUCCUUUCUACCAGUGGAUGGACACGGAAAACUUUGAGCUGCCUGAGGAUGAUCUCCGCGGGGUCCAGCAGAUUUACGGACCACCCAGCAGUUCUCCCACUCAGGCUCUCCCCACUGUGACCCCUCGGCGUCCAGCCCAUCCAGAUCCCAGGGCACCUCAACCCCCUAAGAACCCUCCCGGAGCGCCCCCUCGCCGGCCGGACAGGCCUCGCACCACUGAUCGCCCAGAUCACUACGGCCCAAACAUCUGUGAGGGCAAUUUUGACACAGUCACCAUGCUCAGGGGAGAGAUGUUUGUCUUUAAGGGUCGCUGGUUCUGGAGAGUGAGGAGGAACAGAGUGCUGGAUAACUACCCCAUGCCGAUCGGACACUUCUGGAGGGGUCUGCCGGGAGACAUUGACGCUGCAUAUGAAAGGCAUGAUGGGCGAUUUGUGUUUUUCAAAGGAAGUCAGUACUGGUUGUUCAGGGAAGCCAACUUGGAGCCUGGCUACCCUCAAGAAUUGAUGGAUUAUGGCAGAGACAUCCCAUAUGACAAGAUAGACACAGCCAUCUGGUGGGAACCCUCAGGCUUCACUUACUACUUCAAAGGAGACUGGUACUGGCGCUUUAAUGAGCACUCCAGAGCCGCGGAUCAGGACUACCCUAAGCCAAUUAGUGUGUGGGGCACUUCUGUGCCGUCUUCUCCCAAGGGGGCUUUCCUCAGCGAUGAUGGAGCUUAUACGUACUUCUACAAGGGUACAAAGUACUGGAAAUUUGACAACCACAGAAUGACGAGCGAGCCGGGCUACCCAAAGUCCAUUCUUAGAGACUUCAUGGGCUGUAAUGUGGACCUCGAUCCUGACAGAGACACCGACGUGGACCCGGGACGCAAGUGGCCUGAUCGGCCACCCUUCAACCCGGACGCUGGCCGAGACAAAGACAAAGACAAGGAAAAGGACAAAGAGAGAGACAACACCAAUGACGUUGACUCUAAAGAAGAGACGGAAGAGAAAACGAAUGAGGUGGACGUGGUUCUGAAGAUAGAUGAAACGGAGCGUACCAUGAACAUCAUCAUGGUGACGGUACCCCUUGUCCUGGUGCUGUGCAUCUUGGGAUUGAUCUACGCUAUUAUUAACACACUACAGAGGAAAGGAGCACCCAAGUAUUUAGUGCACUGCAGACGUUCACUGCAGGACUGGGUUUAACCUCUGAGAAUGACCUCCGAUCCUUCCAUUUCACAUGCCCAAAAACUUUGCACACACAAAACACCAACAUAAACACACACACACACACACAUACACUCACACUUUCAUGUUCACCCUUCUUUUCCUUUCCCAUGGUGCUUUCCUAACAUGUUGUCUAUUUAUAUAAGAAAGUUUGCACAUUGAUUUUGUUGUUGGGUUUUCCUUUUCAUAACAUUUUAUUUUAUUUUGAAUCAGGUUUUUUUGUGGGUUUUUCUUGAUUUCUGUUUUUAAGAUGUCACAAUCUAGAUCUCCAAUCACAGUGUAAAAGAUGAACGGGAAGUCUUGCAGAGCAAAAAGAGAGGAAAAGGAAAGCGGAGAAAGGAAUAUCUCGCUUAGGAAUAUUUCUGCAUCCAUUCACCUCUUCUCAGGACUCUCAGCUGUGGUUUUCCAACUGACCGGGCAAGUCAUAAUACAUCAUAAAGACCAUAAGGACUGUGGCCACAUUUAUCAUAGCUUGUUGAUAAUAUGUUGAUAUACAGUGGGGUCCAAACGUCUGAGACCACAUGGAAAGUCUAAUUUAAACCUGAAAAUAAACAAAGUUUCAGAAUUUUUUUUUUUUUUAAAAGUAACAUUUUUUUUUUCCUUUUUAAUUUAUUUUUGUUUAAUCAACUUGAGUGUUGCUGUCAAAGCAAAUAAAUUCAUGUUAAUUUUUCAGUUCAAACUGUUAUUCUAAUAAUAUUUUUAAUGUAGAACACAUUUAUUGCAUUAAAAAAAUGAAACAUUUUCAACUAGUGGUCUCUGACUUUUCGACCUUCCUUUUUGGAGUCAAUUCACAAGCAACUGGACCUGGUUUAACUAAGUCCAGUUGUGUUUGAAUUUUACCUGCUAUUUCUUUUGGUGUCAUAAAAUAGGGACUUUUCUCUUAAUUUUGCUUGCCUAGUGCAAUUGUAACCAAGUCACAUUUUAUUGCCCCUUGUUUUAACAUGUUUUAUGUGGUUCCGUCCAAAUUUGUAGAGCCCUCCUGACUUCUUUCUUGCAAGCUGGUGUGUUUUCCAACAGUGCCGUGAUACUGUGGCGAUAAUUUUUAUUGUUUGAGAAGCAUAACAUUUCGGUUGGUUUCAUUAAAGGGGGUUUAAAAAAGCUCGAGGCAUUGAGAGAGAUUGUACGCUUGCUGGUGCUGGAGGCAUUUGCUGAGUUUAUAUUUAUAUAAUAGCUUUACAUUGUUCAAUCAAAUGAAAAUAUGAAAAAUAGAACUAUAAAAUACAUACCACUAGUGUACACCAAUUUAAAACUCAGUAAAAUACACUUGAGAAAAGCUUCUUGGGGCCUAAUUAUAAAUAAAAGCCUUAGUAGGGGCCCACUGUUGUAGGGAACGUUAGGUAAUAGUCUAAUUUAAAAAACAGCAGGGGGUGAAAGCCAUUGGUAACCUCCUUCUACCCAAACCCAAAGCUCUCCCUAACAAAGAAAUAUCACUUAGAGGUGGGCUGAGACGAGAAGGAAAGAAGCAGGGACAACUGUGAGUUCAAAAGGAAAGGGUGAAGAUGCAGGAACCUUAUAUCUUAAGUCUUUGCGAAAGGGCUUAAAGUGUGUUAGUAGAGUCUGAACUGGAUUGUAUUGCAGUGAUGGGGAUAUUUUAGGGGUGGGGGUGUAAGAAACAAACAGGCGGGAGUAGGUUAAACCCAUUGCAAGCGACCCUCUUGAAGGCUGAAGCAUACUUCUACAUGAGUAUGAGAUCAUAUAUAAUUUAGUCAUCUCAAUUUUAUGUGUUGCAUUCUCAGAAUAGCCUCAAGGGGCGCUAUAUCAGACAUUAGUGUAAACAUAACGGUGACUUCCUUCACAAACAAGAACGAAUUUUUCUUCUAUGGCCAGAUAUUCAAUUACUGCCAGGAAGCAACCAUUUGAGAAUCUUGCUGAGCAAGUUUUAGUUAAACUGUAGACAUGUUUCUUGCUAGCUACCUGAAUAAAACAUUGGUUUGAAUACCAAUGCACAUUGUGUAUCCGCUGACGAGACUGUGCACUUUGCAGUGCAUUGGCCUCGCAUUCACAUCUGCGUUAGCAUACUUGCUUAGAGUAUAUUUUUGGCCUAAGCUUGAGUCGCUUGGUAGAUAGCGUAUGUAGCAAUGCCAUCCCUAUAUGAGAGCUUGUUGGCACACAGUCCCGUGGCCCACAUUGCCAGGGUCCACUGCCAGUUAUUUUUGGAGCGCAUUCCUUGACCAGCAGAGGAAACAGGAUCCUUGUUUCAUUCACGAGUUAUUCAUACUGAUGUGAUCUACUAGGCAAAAUAGACAAAUUAGGCAAGUUUCCUAACAUUGUAAGAUAUAUAACUGCUGUCAGGUAGGUCUGUGUUUGCUUUCUGUGGUGUUUGCUUAGUCUUAUGUCUAACCUACAUAAACACAGCUAGUAUACUAGGACACGGAAGGCAUUGAAAAACAAACCGCUGCCACUUUUUAAAGUGCCUCUGACAAAAUCUCAGUCAUUUACCCUUCGCAAUCAGCGAGAGAGUAUCUCCUUUUGUAGUGGAAGAGGUAGACAUAGAGGAGAGAACGAAAGUGAGUGGUAUUAUAAAUAUUGCCCUGUCAGACAAGGUAGAGCAGAAAGCACUUUGAUAAAUAUUAUUGGAAGAGUAGAGGAGACGCAGGACAGUCAUGAUCGGAAUGCUGUCACUGAUGAAUCCCACCGAAUACCGUUGCCAGGCGAUCCGCCCCUCCUCGCAGUGCUCUUGUCGUCCGAGGAGAUUUGGAGGAGAGUUAAUCAGACAUAAAAGCUCUUCCGUCCCUCCCCCGAUGCCCUUUACCUUCUCCUCCACUUGGCCAGAUCAAUGAGGAAUACAUAAACAGGCUUGAAGGAUAUCUGAAACGCUCACUCUCAGGGGCUCACUCAGGCCUUAUUCCCAUCUUGUUCCCUCUACAGCCCAUUCUUUGUCUUAUUUUAAUACUCCUUUAUGGCCUUUUUCCAUAAUCUGCCACUUUUUUUUUUUCUUGAAUGUGCCAUGAUAUUAGCGUGGUCUUUUGGACAUACUGUAGUAGCAUGGUAAUACCAUUCUUUUUGGACAAAACCAUGAUGGUUAUGCAAUGGUAUUCUUGGUACCUUCAAAAUCAUCUACAUCAAUAGGGUAAUAAUUUAGUAUGGUAAUAAGGCCCAGAUCAUGGUUCUUUGAGGUCCUUAGGUACACAUCUCUGGAGCUCCAUCCUUCCCAUUUCCACCCAUACUGGUAAAUGACUUAUCUUGCAUUAGGCAACAAAAUUAGGGUAAACGUGUUUCUGGUAGGAUUGUCACUUUGGUAACUGUAGUAGUGAUCCUAGAGGACUCAAAAGGUAUUCGCUGAGGUGAUCAGGGCCCUAAUGGUCAGUCUGGGCUGUAUUCACUGAGAGGUGUUAGUGGUCCAUUCGCUCUGUAUUAGCUGAGGGGCCCUAUUUGUCAGAAGGGGCCUGGGGCCCUAGUGGCCAUGUCCCACUGUAUGUGCCUGGUGGCCCGGGGCACUAGUGUUAAUGUUCCACUGUAUGUGCCCAGGGCCCUAGUGACCAUGUCCCACUGUAUGUGCCUGGUGGCCCGGGGCCCUACUGGUCAUGUCCCACUGUAUGCACCCAGGUCCCUACUGGUCAUGUCCCACUGUAUGCACCCAGGUCCCCAGUGGUCAUGUCCCACUGUAUGUGCUGAGGGCCCUGGCCCCUAGUACUCAUGUCCCACUGUAUGCACCCAGGUUCCUAGUGGUCAUGUCCCACUGUAUGUGCCGAGGGCCCUGGGCGCUAGUGGUCAUGUCCCACUGUAUGCACCCAGGUCCCUAGUGCUCAUGUCCCACUCUAUGUGCCGAGGGCCCUGGCCCCUAGUGGUCAUGUCCCACUGUAUGCACCCAGGUCCCUACUGGUCAUGUCCCAAUGUAUGUGCCCUGGGGCCCUAUUGGUCAUGUCCCACUGUAUGCACCCAGGUCCCUAGUUGUCAUGUCCCACUGUAUGUGCCGAGGGCCCUGGCCCCUAGUGGUCAUGUCCCACUGUAUGCACCCAGGUCCCUAGUGCUCAUGUCCCACUGUAUGCACCCAGGUCCCUAGUGCUCAUGUCCCACUGUAUGCACCCAGGCCCCUAGUGGUCAUGUCCCACUGUAUGUGCCGAGGGCCCUGGCCCCUAGUGGUCAUGUCCCACUGUUUGUCUUUGGCACAGCUGUAGGCUUUGACGGCCCCUGGGAACUGGCACCACUGGUUCGGUCCAUAAUCCAGUCCAGAUGGUAUCUGAUACAUGCACUGUACUAUGGUACCAUCAGAGUAAGGUUGUAAGGGCACUAGUCUAGUAUGCAUAAAACUGUAUUAUUAAGUAUGUUUGUUUCUACACUGAUUUUCUUUCUUUUUUUUCAGACAUGAUAGGUGUGACUAAACAAGAUUGUGGUAGACAAUGGCUGAUAAAUAAUCAAAACAGUCUGUUUAUUUGUUAGUAUGUGAUAGUGUAGAUUUUAAGGUCUAAUGUUUUCACCGUCAUCUCAAAUCAACUCUUGGCCAAGUUUAGGACUGGCUCUUAUAACAAUGGCCCCUCUCUCUUGCUGCAUUAUUGUCCUGCACAUUGCUUCUGGCCAACAGGAAGAUAGACUGGGCCCACAGCCAGGGCCACAAAGCUUCCUCCUACCAGCCCUCACACUAGCAUUGCAUACUAACAACAGUCUCUGUUCAGAAGGCUUUGAGUGUGAAUCAUGGACGUUGACCGUUUUGGUCACACCGUUCCCAUAAACCCAGCUCAGGACCACUGCUAUUUUAUGCAAUGAUGGGUUUUUCAUCACAGUUAAGUGGAGUUUGACCACCCAAAUGGGCAGUACAGUGACGCUACAUAUGCCGUGUGACUUCUCUCUGUGUAUGUAUAUUCUCCUGAUAUAAACUUGAGCUCUGAUCAGAGGUGCCUCUAAGAACAUCCGUCCACACCAUUUAUUAACCAGCUGCAGCUAUUCGACUGCAAUCAUUGUUGACUUACUGAAUAAAUAGCCAAAAAAAAAAGAAGGUUGAGACAAUGUUGUCUUCACCUUUGUGGAAUCAGCUGUGUAGAAUGAGACAGUGUGCAUUAUUCUGUGUCAAGGGUAGAUUCAAUAUCAAAUCAACCCUGUUGUGUGACAAUGCGUCUAGACAUGCACACUGUCUUGAAGGGAAUCUCACUUUACUUAAUGAGCCUUACAAAAACAUGCUGUUUAAAACUAGACAAACCAUUUCAGACAAAAUAUGCAGUAGUAGCAAAUCACUAACAUUUAAAGCAAUGCUGUUAAUGUGCACAAAGUUGUGCUGCAGUGUUUUCUUAAACACCUCAUCUUUAUUAAUAACGGUAAAAAGAAAUUUAGAUGGUCAUGUUUUCAGUUAAUAUUUUUCUUAAUAUUGUCUUAAAUUUGGUCAUUUUUAAAAUUGUAAAUAGUACCUUUUCAAUAUUUUUCUUUUGUGUGUGUGUUUUUUUUUUUUUACCUUGUUAAUAACAUUCCGAUUUGUGUUUUUGAUUUUUUUUCCUAUGUAGAAACUGAGGAUUUUAUACAUUUGUGUUUGUUCACAUCUUCUGAGUGUGUUUAACGAUCCAUGCUGGACAUGUAAACAGUAAUAAAAGAAAAAAGAUGUUAAAGAA